AUGCUGGAUACCAUUACCGAUGAAUGGGAUCCGAAAGAAGUCAGUGACAGUGACGUGCUGGAUAUUCUCGAAUUGACAAGAUUUUUCUUGAGCGAUCCAUUAGCAAGACUUUGGGUGGUUGUCAUGUACAAUCGGCACAAAGAUGCAUCAGGUAGCAAGAUGGCCGAGAUUUUAUUUCCUCGCUUUUCGAAUGAUAUCUCGACAUUAAUCGCUGCCGGAGAGAAUUCCAUCCUCUCUGACAUUAAUUCUCUUUCAACAAAUCUGAAAAAGAUGGUCAUAGAAAAAACAGUUUCUCCUAGUCUUUCACAUUAA
Molecule: messenger RNA, 312 nt
Organism: Plasmopara halstedii
Lineage: Eukaryota; Oomycota; Peronosporomycetes; Peronosporales; Peronosporaceae
Exons: 1
Coding region: 1-312 (103 amino acids)
Source: RefSeq, a predicted model, not a curated record